Molecule: messenger RNA, 987 nt
Organism: Olea europaea var. sylvestris
Lineage: Eukaryota; Viridiplantae; Streptophyta; Magnoliopsida; Lamiales; Oleaceae
Exons: 2
Coding region: 1-987 (328 amino acids)
Molecular function (GO): zinc ion binding; nucleic acid binding
Source: RefSeq, a predicted model, not a curated record
AUGGGGUUAGAGCCAGAGAUUAAGGAAAUCAUGGCAGCCCAGCAACAUACUACUUAUGCGAAAGUUGUACGUCGAGCACAAGCAAUUUCUAAUGGUUUAGGAUUGGAAAAGAAACCUCAACCCAACACUGAGACUUCUGUAAAGAGAAAGUGGCAAGGUUACGACAAAGACAGGAAUCAAAAUCAGAAAGGAUUAUGCUACAUUUGUGGUAAAAGUGGCCAUUUCCUCAGAGAAUGUCCAGAGAAGAAGAAAGAAGGUGACCAUCUUAAGAAGGGAAAGGCCAGAGUAUUUGCUUUGAUGGGAGAAAAUGAGGAUCAGAACACAAACGUAAUAACAGGUACGUUACCAGUAUUCGACAUACCUGCUAUUGUUCUUAUGAAUUCUGGAUCGACUCAUUCAUUUAUUUCUACAAUUUUUAUGGAUAAGAUUGGAAGUAAAUGCGUAGAAACAAAUAACAUUCUAGAAGUUAGUACACCCUCAGGCGAAGUGGUUAAUACCAAUCAAAUGGUUAAAGAUGUUAAGUUAGAGAUCGAAGGAAAAGUACUAAAGGCAGAUUUGUACAUCUUGGGAAUGAAAGACUUUGAUGUAAUUUUGGGUAUGGACUGGUUGGGUAGAAACUAUGCAACUAUCGUAUGCCAUAAGAAUGAAGUCUUAUUUCAAAAACCUAGAGAAGAAAAAUUUCGAUUCCUUGGAGCAAGAAUUAGGACUCUACCCCGAUUGAUAUCUACAAUGAAAACAGAAAAGAUGUUGAGGAAGAAUAUGUGUCGAGGAUUUUUAUUGAAUAUAAAUAGUAAACCCCAGUCCGAAAGGAAAAUAGAAGAUGUACCUGUAGUAAAUGAGUUCGUGGAAGUUUUUCCUGAAGAUCUACCUGGUAUACCGCCUGAUAGGCAAGUAGAUUUCACAAUUGACUUAACCCCUCGGGCAACACCAAUGUCUAAGGCUCCUUAUAGAAUGGCACAAAAAGAAUUACAGGAGUUGAAGGCAUAA